This is a messenger RNA of Ziziphus jujuba (common jujube), 465 nucleotides long. Its product is annotated as disease resistance protein RPV1-like. Lineage: Eukaryota; Viridiplantae; Streptophyta; Magnoliopsida; Rosales; Rhamnaceae. The transcript has a single exon. The record is from RefSeq and is a predicted model, not a curated record. Bases 1 to 465 code for a protein of 154 amino acids. Gene Ontology annotation, biological process: signal transduction.
AUGGAUCACUUGCUCGCCUCCACCUCUUUUUAUAGCAGUAGUUCAGGAAAAAACACAGCACAAAACCACCAUGUUUUCUUGAGUUUUAGAGGCAUAGAUACCCGCGACAAUUUCACAGGUCAUCUUUAUAGAGCUCUGCAGCAGAAGGGAAUUCAGACUUUCAUUGACAAUGAAGAGCUGAGGAGGGGAGAAGAAAUUUCACCCUCACUUAUUAAGGCAAUUAGAGGAUCAAAGAUAUCAAUCAUCAUCUUCUCUGAAAACUAUGCAUCUUCGUCGUGGUGUUUGGAUGAACUCGUGGAGAUCCUCGAGUGUCGAGAACUACUUGGACAACUAGUUUGGCCUGUCUUUUUUUAUGUGGAUCCUUCUGAUGUAAGAAAUCACAGAGGCAGUUUUGGAGUAGCAUUAGCUCAAUAUGAAGUUCCAAUAAGAACAAGGAAAAGUUGCCUCUGUGGAAGAUUGCUUUGA